Molecule: messenger RNA, 672 nt
Organism: Penicillium diatomitis
Lineage: Eukaryota; Fungi; Ascomycota; Eurotiomycetes; Eurotiales; Aspergillaceae
Exons: 4
Coding region: 1-672 (223 amino acids)
Source: RefSeq, a predicted model, not a curated record
AUGAGCAUGAACUCAUUGUUCCUGCAGCAAAACUGUGAUUAUUCACUCAAGCAUUGCAACUGGCUUGGCGUGGAAGGAGGAAACUGUGCCCAGAAGUUUUGUUUUGGUGGAACCUAUGACCCGUCUGUGCUCGAUGACAAUGCGAGUGAAUGUGUCGCAUCCGGUAGUGCCGCUCACCCGACCUACUAUCCCUACGCCAGUGUAAUGAGUGGGUUCUGUUCCAAUGUCGCAGGGCCUGCUAGCACUCCAGCAACAAUGACCAUGACGGACGGACAGACCGGAUCCCCCGCAAAUGCCACCCCCAACCCCACGGCCGGGAAUGCGACAAUGAGACCUGCAACUGAUACUUCGGGAGUCGGGCCUACUUCAAGCGCCGCAUCAUCAAGCCAAUUGGUGUGUUCUGUCCACUCUGUAUCUUCUUCUUCGACCGAUCCCUAUCAUUCUAUGGGAUCAAUGGUUGCUAACCCCUACACAGAAGACAUCAGCGGCAUCUCCCCAGCUUCACUGGAAAUUGUCUCACUUGGUGCUCUCCGCAUUGUUUUUGACGGCUUUCGUAAACGCAUAGAUGAGACUGAUGGCUUUGUGAGGAAGUCAGCUGAGCACGCUUUAAGGAGGUACUUCAGCAGCGAACGGUCUCAUCCGGAUAUCCUUACCAAGCUUUCCGUUCUGUGA